CUUAGUUUAACUUCGCUUUAAUCCACACGUUUCACCCGCGAAAUCACCGCACGCACGUUUGUUUUAAAGCCAUCGACAGUUUAAGCUAACUUAGCGUGUAGCAGCUAGCACACUUAGCCUGUGUCGACACGUUUGUGUUGAUGUUUGUGUUGACGUAGCAGCGAAUGUAACGUUUCAUGUAGGUUGUGUUAAGCGGAUAAAACACUUCUUUAACUUGACCAACUAUGGAGCGACCAUCGAGGAAGACGAAGAGUGUGAACUACCGUGAACCCAAUGACUGUGACGAUGAUGACGAUUUUGCCUGUGCGAAGGCUCCGCCCAGCAAAAAGGCCAGAGACGAUGUGAAACAACAGGAGCACAAGAAAGCGUCGAGGGAGUCGUCCAGUCAAGAGACCGACUCUCAGUCCAGCCAGAAGAGCAGAAGACCAUUAGAUGAGAGGUUGUGUGAACGAGCUCUAGAGGCAGCCAUCACGCUUUCUCUGCUCAAUAAUGCAGAGGAGGUAGAGGGCCAAUCACCAACCAGUAAAGGAGAUGUCAAGGUUCCUAUUCUACUGGAUGAAAACACAGAUCCCUCGUCCCUGCACACGUCAAACUGCAGCGUGAAUGCUGCAAUUCUGGGCUUGGAUCAAAUCACAUCAGAAAAGGUGUUACCUGUCUCAUCCAGACAAAGAAAAGCCGCCAUUGAGGAGCAGAGGAAAAACUUGAAGGAAGAAGAUGACGACUAUCGACCCAAACCGACGCCAGAUUCAGAAAGUGAUGAAGAUUUUAGCGAAGUGGAUGAGAGUGAAGAGGAGGAAUUCACUGUGAAGAAAGUCAACAAGACUAAAAAGAAGGAGCACGUCGCCAAGAAAGAGAAGAUUAAAUCACCACCAGCCUCUAAGAAAGAGAAGCAGCCAUCAAAGACAUCAAAGCCUAAAUCUGUGGCAGCUGCUUCCACACCAGUGAGAAAUCCUCCAACUUCCAAACUGGCAUCCGAACGACGCGCUUCAUCCCCCUCACAUCCUACAUUUAAACCUUUGGAUUCUCCGAGUCCAGCAGGGGGCAGGACACCCAAGUGGAACCCACCAGGUCUGAUGGGUAAAAGUCCCACGUCAUCCCACAAUCCCUCAGGGAAGUCUCCGGGUCAGGGUCAGGGUCUGCGACUCGGACUGUCUCGUCGUGUCAGAGUUAAACCGCUUCAUCCCAGCGUUGCAAGUCACUGACUGAACUCUUCCACUGUCCAUGUUUGU
Molecule: messenger RNA, 1229 nt
Organism: Limanda limanda (common dab)
Lineage: Eukaryota; Metazoa; Chordata; Actinopteri; Pleuronectiformes; Pleuronectidae
Gene: rad51ap1
Product: RAD51 associated protein 1
Exons: 9
Coding region: 225-1202 (325 amino acids)
Biological process (GO): interstrand cross-link repair; double-strand break repair via homologous recombination
Molecular function (GO): single-stranded DNA binding; double-stranded DNA binding
Source: RefSeq, a predicted model, not a curated record